AUGAACUGUCUCAAAACCCGUGGCGUCUGCGAUGGAUAUGUCGUCAAACCACGAAAAACGAGGGGAAAACCAGCUCAAGAAGCGCAACGUUUGAACCCGGUGCCAACAUGUCGCAACAGCUCACGUACACUCCCAAGAGAACCUGACAUGAACACCCUGGACUUCGCCGACGACAUGCAGAGCGUCUAUUUUAACGACUGGAACGAGCUCGUCCGCGUAUCUCUUGGCGGCGCAUCCUAUUCGCGGACGAAGCUCUGGACGACUAUGAUGCCUCAGCUCAGCCGUCAGAACCCGGCGUUACGACACGCAGCAAUCAGCAUCGGCGCCAUGAGCAGAGCACUCGCACAAGGAAGCUACGUCAUCGUAAGGAACUUCACAAACGUCGCAAGCCUGCUACAGAGUCAGCAUUACCAGAGCGCUAUUGUGCACUAUUGUCAAGCCCUUCGUCUCCAAGCUCAGACCGACUUUCAAACUGCAAGCAUCCAAGAAGCCGUGCUGCUAUCCAUCUUAUUUGUUGCCUUUGAGGCGCUGCGCGGUAACAGGCACUCUGCGCUACAGCAUGUCAAGUACGGCUUCGUGUUGUUGCAAGAACUCCUGACUUGUGCAGAUUCAGAUGCUCGCGUCUGGAACCUCGCACCCGACCCAAGAGAGCUCAUCACCGAGGUCUUGGAUCUAUACAACCACUUGGACCAGCAAUGCAAGUCCAUCGUUAGCGCAGAUGUUAAGACGAGCCGAUCGCCGGCUUAUGAGCUCAUCAGAGGUCUCAAGGCCCGUGGCCACACCAUUGAGACGUAUAGCAUGCAAAUUACGCGGUACACAGACCCCGGUGAAGACAGGAGAACUAUGCCAGAGGUGUUCUACGAUGCGGAUGAAGCGUAUGCCUGGUGGCAGGUGUGCCAACGGCGGAUUGCGAAACUCAGUACACUGCUGCUGACAGUUAUUGACGACUUCAAGAUUGAAGACGUCACUGACGAGGAGGGUGUACACAACUUGCUCAAUAUGAUGCAGACCCAUCCGGAGCUCUUGGCGUUCUCUGAAAAGUCUCUGAAGAACCUUCAACAAUGGCGAGCAUCCUUCGAGCCUCUUUACAACAAGACGUUAUCCGACCCCUCCAUCGACCGCAGGGAGCAUGUCAAGAUGUUACAUCUGCGGAUGCACUACCUGAUCAUGUUCCUUUACCACUUCUUCCCCAAAUACUCCGACGAGGCGACCGUUUCAAGUCUGACGCCGCACUGUCGGGAGAUCAACGACGUCAUUGAAAUCCUGCUGGAGGAGCAGGAAAAGGACGUCAAGACGCCGGCGAACCUAUUCGCCAUGGAGUUCGGCUUGGCAUGGCAGUUGACCAUUGUCGCCAUGACCUGUCGCGACCCACUCGUGAGGGAGAACGCCAUGCGCAUUCUGGAAAAGUAUCCUCGCAGAGACGGGCUGUGGGAUAGCCAAGGAUUCUUGGCAGUCCUGAAGAAGAACCGCGAGAUAGAGAAGUAUAACGCGAAGGAGGGCACGCCGUCGGAGCAGUGGAAGCGGCUGUGCAGGCGCGAGUUCAUUUUCGAGGAUGCUGGGGAGACCAUCAUCUUUCGGUCGCUUAGGAAAAACGAUGCCACGGGCGAAUGGGAUCUGGUGGAGGAGAAGGCGGAUUUCAGAGGCGAUCUUGAGGGUUUAGUCUGGCAAGAGAGACCACUGAGCGCGCCUGGGCUCCUCAGAUCAGGCGCGAUAUAG
Messenger RNA from Colletotrichum truncatum, 1716 nucleotides. RefSeq names its product C6 zinc finger domain-containing protein. Gene Ontology annotation, biological process: regulation of DNA-templated transcription. The record is from RefSeq and is a predicted model, not a curated record. Lineage: Eukaryota; Fungi; Ascomycota; Sordariomycetes; Glomerellales; Glomerellaceae. Gene Ontology annotation, molecular function: zinc ion binding; DNA-binding transcription factor activity, RNA polymerase II-specific.